AUGGCCGCUUCACUAUGGAAGGGGCUCGCUGUCCUUUACUUUCUUCUUUGCACAGCUAUACCAGUAUUUGCAACUGUCACAAUCAAGGGUGUCCAAGAAGGUGUUAACCAGGGUACUGGCCAAAGACCUGCCCGACAAAACCUUGCGACUUGGGAGUUUUCCGGGCCGGCUUUCGAUCUAUAUAUACAGGCCCUCCGCGAGUUCCAAUACACAGACCAAAAGGAACUUCGUAGCCACUACUCUAUCGCAAGUGUUCAUGGAUUGCCGUAUGGACCAUGGGACGGGGGUGAGACCACUUCCCGACAGCAGGGAUACUGCUUGCAUGACUCCACAUUGUUCCCUCUCUGGCACAGACCUUACUUGGCUCUUCAUGAGGAAAUGAUCUGGACACACGCUCAGAAAAUUGCCGCUUCUUAUCCUGAGAAAGACCGUGCCAAAUAUGUCACUGCUGCAAAGACCCUCCGGAUUCCAUACUGGGAUUGGGCCAGCAACCCUGAUAUUCCGCGCUCUAUGACUACCGCCAAAAUUAAUGUAAACACUCCUACCGGCAUGCAGAGCAUCGACAACCCUCUGUAUCAGUACAAGUUUGACCCCUCUGUAGAAAAGGGGUUCCCAGAAGGGGAUUCGUUUACAUCCAACCCCCAUUCUACUCGAUUCCCCGACGCGAACGGUGAAUCUCAAAAUGACCGAGCCACCAGGGCUAUGAGAUCAAAUGGUGCAUCCCUCCGGUCAAGCAUCUACCAACUCCUAAGCAGUGAAUCGGAUUAUAGCACUUUUUCAACCCAAGCAUUGCCAGACCGUAGCGGAUAUAACAAUGUUGAAACUGUGCACGGCUAUGUCCAUGGCCUGGUUGGUGGUCAAGGCCACAUGACUUAUAUCCCAUGGUCUUCUUAUGAUCCAAUUUUCUGGCUUCACCAUGCAAAUGUUGAUCGACUCAUCGCCCUUUGGCAAGCCAUCUAUCCUGAUUCAUAUGUCGCACAAGUACCCAACGGCGGCGGCGCGUAUAUGACUGAGCGAGGAACUGUGGAGGAUGGAAACACACCUUUGUACCCAUUCCAUGCUGAUGACAGCACAUACUACACUGCCAACUCUGCACGGUACACCAAGACUUUCGGGUACACCUAUCCCGAAAUUGAAGACUGGGGUGUCAGCAAGGCCGAUCUCCAGAAAAAUGUUCGACGACGUGUUAAUGAACUAUAUAAUGAUCCUUCCAAACAAGCCGCGAAGCGGUCCACCAUCCAUCGUCGUGCACAGAGAUACGAUUCGUACAUCCAAGGAAGCAACAAAAGCCAAUCGCCAAGUACCACGGAAUCCCGCUUUGAGGCUGUACUGGACGAUGCGUUUGAUAUGGUUGAAGCCAUUGGUGACUCUAUCAGCCAAAGCUUGGAUCGAUUUGACGAAUGGGGUGUCAACAACAUGAAGAAGCAGUGGGUUAUCAAAAUCAGGGUUAACAACAUCCACUUCUUCAUGGGAAACCCACCAAAGGACUCGAAUACCUGGCGUUAUGCACCCAAUCUGAUCGGCUCAUAUGGAACAUUCGUUCACGGAAUGGGUAUGCCAAACCCUAGCAUGGUUGGCGGAGAGGUGCCGCUUUCUCCAGCCCUCGCUGCUCUUCUUUCUACCAGCACCAUCCUUGGCUUGGAUGACACCGUGGUCGUCCCUGUCCUCACCAAAUUCCUCACUUGGAGAAUUCAGGAUCAAGAUGGGAAGGUCAUUCCCACUGAGGAUGUUGCUAAGUCCAACGGUGGUAAAGGACUUGAGAUCCGCGUUGCUAAGCGUGAUGUUCAGCCCUUGACUAAGGGUGACCUCGAUAACUUCCCUCAGUUCGGAGAGUGGGAUAUGUAUGAUAGCAUUACCAAGGGGAAGGUAGGGGGCUAUUAA
Trichophyton verrucosum HKI 0517 is the source of this 1881-nucleotide messenger RNA. RefSeq names its product tyrosinase. NCBI's taxonomy places the organism in Eukaryota, Fungi, Ascomycota, Eurotiomycetes, Onygenales, Arthrodermataceae. Gene Ontology annotation, molecular function: oxidoreductase activity. The transcript has 8 exons. Bases 1 to 1881 code for a protein of 626 amino acids. The record is from RefSeq and is a predicted model, not a curated record.